Molecule: messenger RNA, 722 nt
Organism: Halichondria panicea
Lineage: Eukaryota; Metazoa; Porifera; Demospongiae; Suberitida; Halichondriidae
Product: protein TEX261-like
Exons: 6
Coding region: 76-654 (192 amino acids)
Biological process (GO): endoplasmic reticulum to Golgi vesicle-mediated transport
Cellular component (GO): Golgi membrane; COPII-coated ER to Golgi transport vesicle; endoplasmic reticulum membrane
Molecular function (GO): COPII receptor activity
Source: RefSeq, a predicted model, not a curated record
AAGGCUAUAAAGAAUUGAAGGUUGUUUUCCUAAUUAACGUCAAAAAGCGUUAUAUUGAAAUAUUAAAUAAAGAAGAUGUUCCUGUGGCUGAUAAGUUGGGCAGCUCUUCUUGCUCAAGUUGUGUUUGUAGUCUUCUCCUUAGCUGCAGGUCUGUAUUAUCUGGCUGAAAUAAUUGAAGAAUACUCUAUAGUUGCAAAGAAGAUCAUUACAUACCUACUUGUGUUUGUCAUUGUGCUCUACAUUGGACUGUUGGUGUUUGAUGGCUUCCCCUGGGGACUAGUCGUUGUUGGUCUCCUCACUCACCUUCUCUAUGGCUCCCUCCUCACCACCUUCCCCGUCAUCUCCCUACUCUCCCCCGGCUUUGUAGGAGGGACAUUACUUCUGAUCGUUGCACACAUCUUGGCAUUUCAAUACUUUGCCGACCAUUGGCACAUCUUUCAAGAGGUACUUGCCUUUUUCUUCCUGUGCCUGUGGAUGGUUCCAUUCAGUUUCUUCAUAUCUCUCUCUGCUAAUGACAUGGUGCUUCCUGUGUCAGUGGGCUCUCCCGAUGGCUCUAGUCGUAGAUCAAGGAGAAGUAUGUUGCCAGCGUUAAUGGACUUUUUGGCUAGCAAACUGAACAAUUUAUCUCCUAGUAAAAGUUCCAAGAGUAUAUGAUUACACUCGCCAUGUGAUGUUUGUGUUCUUGUGUCUGACUUGUGAUUUAUAUGAGACUACUUAGCAAC